AUGAGUUCACCUAAAAAGGUGUCAAGUAAAAUUGCUCAACUUAUUGGACAAUAUGAACAAUUAGAAGCAAAAAAACAAGAGGAAUUAGAAAGAGAACAAAAAGUAAAGUCACAAACAAGGAACCAUCCAAACCGAGUUGUUGUUAAACAGUCAACGCUAAAAAUUCAAAGAAAGAAAAGCUCUAAGUCUUCUUCAAGUAGUGAGGAAAUAACAACUUCUAAAACACCUCAAAAAACAUUUAAACCAGCAAAACAAAAAGGAAAAAUUGCUAUUCUUACUAAACAAUUAGCUGGUGAACUUGACACUAAACAAUCUAGCUUUGAAAUAGAACAAAAAGAAAUUGAAAAAAAUACUACGUCUAUUGAAGAUGAAUCAACUAAAAGUCUUGAUGAUUCUAAACAAUCACUCCCUGAAGUUAGUAAAGACAAUGUUAGUGAAUCUAGUUCUACUCUUACAAAUGUUGAAAAAAAAUUAUCAACUUCAUUAAGUAAUGAACAAGAUGAAUUACAAAAAUCAAAGUCAUCCUCAUCAACUGAUAACAAAAAAGAUGAAAUUCAUUUUGAGGAAGUUUUACCCAAAAAUGAAGAAAAAGAGAUUUCUAUGGAGGUUGAAUCUUCAAAAACAGAAGAAGAAAAAUCAAAUUUACAAAUCCCUUCAUUAAAUGUAAGUGAAGGUAAAGACAACAAUGAGUUUAUUGAGACUGCUGAAGUCUUAAAAAAGUCUAAUUCUUCAAAUAGCUCUGAUGAAGAAGAUAAAAAAGAUGAAGAAGAUAUAAAAGAUGAAGAAGAUAUAAAAGAUGAAGAGGUAUCUUGUGAAAAACUUGAUACUCAAGAAGAAAAAAAAGAAGAAAUGACUAGAGCUGAAGAGUCUCAAAAUGAAGAAAUAAAGGAUAAAUUACCAAUAACUCCCUCUUCAGAAGUUUCUGAACAACUUGAGCAAAAAUUAAAGGAAAGUAUUAGUCAAGAAGUAGUUACACAAUCUGAAGAAGUUAAAGAGACAUCACCUACAAUAAAAGAGGAUGAUAGCUUGAGUGAUGAAGAAAAAGAGGUUCAUGAGAAAGAAACAGUAUUAUCAAUUAAUGGAGAAGAAGCAUCAAUUCAUUCACAAUCACCAAUUGAUUAUUCAAAUAAUGAAAUUGAUACAAAUAAAAAAGCUGAGAAAGACCUUCAGGAAAAAACCUCUAAACCUCAUUCUGAAGAAGAUCAUAUUAUUAAAGGUAAUGUUUUAAUAAUAAGUGAUGAUGUUAAGCACACUAAUUCAAGCGAGUUUAGUGAAUCUUCUCAUGGCGGAGAUUAUAAAGACGUUAUGGUUUGUGUUGGAGAAAAUAAGAAAACUUCUUCAGUCUCAUCUUUGUCAAAUGACCAAAAGGAAGAACCAAUUACUAACAUUAAUGAAUUAAAUCAAGAAAAUAUAGUAGUUAAUGGUAUGGAGUUUUCUAUUAAAAAUGAGAAUAAAAUUUCAUCAUCGUCAGCUAAAUCCUCUUUAUGUUCAGUUGAAGAAAGAGACAAAGAGGUUUAUGUUAAUAUUGAUGACCAGAAAGGUGCAUCCCCCACAAUUAAAGAAUAUAGCUCUUCUGAUUCUGUGGAUGAAGAAAUGAUAGGAACAGUUGUUGUUGGAGUUGUUAACGAUCUUGUUGAACAAAUUCAAAAUGAACCCAAAGAGGAGGUUAAUCAACCAGUAUUAGAAUCAUCUCCUUCCUUAUCAGAAGAAAAGAAAGAUGAAAAGUCAAUAGUAUCUUCAAAUGGAGAUGAAAAGGAAAUAGAACCACCAAAUUUAGAUGAAAAGACACUUGCUUCGAUUCAAGAUUUAGUAACGAGUAAAAUAGAAGAAUGCCAAAAGAAAAAAGAAACUGAAAAUGCUGCAGAACUAGAUUUAUCAAAUUCUUCAAUACCAGAGAAGGUUACAACUCAGAGUAUCAGUAGUUCUGAUGAGGAAAUGGAAGUUCAAGAUGAACAUGUUAAUGUUAUUGAAAAUGAAGUAAUUGAAACUAUAAAAAGUAAAAUUAAAGAGGAAAAUGAUAAUGAGUUAACAAAUGAAGAACAACAAAAACAAGAAGAAACAAAAAUUAAAUUUGUUAUUAAAGAAGUUACUUCAGAAACUCCUUCAAGUUCUGAAGAUGAGUCUACAGAGGUAACAGAUAAAGAAGUAAUAAGUGUAAGUGAAGAAAAUAAAGAAGAAAAUACCACUGACCAAAUUAUUCUCGAAGAACCAAAACAACAA
Molecule: messenger RNA, 2220 nt
Organism: Entamoeba nuttalli P19
Lineage: Eukaryota; Evosea; Mastigamoebida; Endamoebidae
Product: Uro-adherence factor A precursor, putative
Exons: 1
Source: RefSeq, a predicted model, not a curated record